AUGGUCCGAGCCGCCCUUUUACAGCUGGGGCGAUUCCUCCGACGCCGGAACGUGACACCGGGAGGGCUUGACCUCGGCAAUGCGAAUCUCCCCGAGCGUCCGCCUUCGUCUCCGUCACCACCAUCACUGUCACACGCGACACUCCCUCAUUCCUCCACCUCCGCCAUCCACGACAUCGACGACGGUUUUUAUCGCCCUUUCUCUUACAAGGCCUGGUGGCCCGAAUUCGACACCAUGUGGAAGCCGUCAGAGCGCCUGAUGGAAACCAUCAGGCACUAUGCCAGCUUCCCCGCAACCGGAGUCUCGUUGAGGCAGAUGGUCCAGUUUGGUGACCGUCCCUCCACUGGCACUCUCUUCCGCGCAUCCCAAUUCCUCUCCGAGGAGCUUCCUAUUCGUCUCGCCCACCGAGUCCAGGACUUGGGCGAACUGCCCGAUGGUCUCAGCGAGAUGCCAUCUAUUAAAAAGGUUCAGGACUGGUAUGCGCAAUCUUUCGAGGAAAUCAUCAACCUACCUCGCCCUACCCUGACUCAGGAAGUCAAGGCCCGUCUACUGCGACCAGGUCGCAUGAACGGCAGUACCUCCAAAAUUAUCUGCGAGGCGACGCAAAAUCCCAGCAUCAAGGAGGGUCAGUACCGCUCCUUACCGACCACCAACGGAAACGGACACGGCGUCGGCAAAGCCGCCGCCGCCGGGCGCCGAUACUUCUUCCCCGCAGACGACCACGGAGACUGGCCACCAGAACUCAACGAUUACAACCAGCGAUUCGCCAAAACUCUACAGCAGAUCAAGCGCCGCCACGAUGGUGUCGUUACCACCGUUGCCCAGGGUAUCCUGGAGUGGAAACGGGUGCGGCAACGCAUGCAAAUCGACUCCACCAUCCAAUCCUUUCUCGAUCGCUUCUACAUGUCUCGUAUCGGUAUUCGAAUGUUAAUCGGUCAGCACAUCGCACUCACGGAACAAACGCAUAUCAAGCACGCCAAUUAUGUCGGAAUCAUCUGCACCAAGACCAAUGUUAAGGACAUUGCGCUUGAGGCGAUCGACAAUGCUCGCUUCGUUUGUGAGGAUUACUACGGUCUGUUCGAAGCGCCCAAGGUGCAGCUGGUCUGCAAGGACGAUCUGAAUUUCAUGUACGUGCCCGGUCACCUGUCGCACAUGCUCUUCGAGACCCUGAAGAACUCGCUGCGCGCGGUGAUUGUCGCCGAAGGCAAGGAAGACAUCACAAUCAAGAUUUCGGACGAGGGAGGCGGUAUCCCACGAUCAAGCAUUCCCUUGGUGUGGACCUACAUGUACACCACCGUGGAACAAACCCCCAGCCUCGACCCGGACUUUGACAAGAGUGAUUUCAAGGCCCCUAUGGCGGGCUUUGGCUACGGAUUGCCGAUCAGUCGAUUAUACGCCCGGUACUUUGGAGGUGAUCUCAAGCUGAUCAGUAUGGAAGGAGACGGCCGGACCCGGUUCACCACUUCGCACCGCCUGCACCCCAUUUACAUCGAACCGGUACCCAAAUUUUCGUCUCGAGGACUGACACCCAUGAAUGCUCAGGCGCAUCGCAAGCGCCUACAGAGUCGGGAGGUUUCGGAGCGAAAACAGGUCGGAGAUGCGGAGAGUCUUUUCCACGCGAAGGAGCGUCGCCGCGAGGAAGCGGAGGAAGAGCUAUGA
Messenger RNA from Penicillium cosmopolitanum, 1659 nucleotides. RefSeq names its product PDK/BCKDK family protein kinase. NCBI's taxonomy places the organism in Eukaryota, Fungi, Ascomycota, Eurotiomycetes, Eurotiales, Aspergillaceae. Bases 1 to 1659 code for a protein of 552 amino acids. The record is from RefSeq and is a predicted model, not a curated record. Gene Ontology annotation, biological process: protein phosphorylation; regulation of glucose metabolic process. Gene Ontology annotation, cellular component: mitochondrion. Gene Ontology annotation, molecular function: pyruvate dehydrogenase (acetyl-transferring) kinase activity. The transcript is spliced from 5 exons.